Messenger RNA from Ambispora gerdemannii, 1347 nucleotides. Lineage: Eukaryota; Fungi; Glomeromycota; Glomeromycetes; Archaeosporales; Ambisporaceae. The record is from the annotation of a GenBank genome assembly.
AUGACCCCGUCUACUUCUCCUCGUGCAGUAGGCGGUGCACUUCGAGUGAAUCCCUUCGCUCCUUUUCCUGUUCCCUGUCAUCGAGUCAUUUCUUCGAAAUAUUUUAUUGGCGGAUUUGACGGCGAAUGGGGCACCGGUGAAAAAAUUGGUGAUAAACGAGAGAAAUUAGCAGCUGAAGGAAUUACAUUUGAUGAACAAGGCUACCUUACAAGAACGCAAUCUUAUGCACGAGUUGGGAUUAUGGGAAAUCCCUCAGAUGGAUUUUAUGGCAAAACUAUAUCAAUGUUAAUUAAUAAAUUUUCCGUAAAAUUGACUUUACUUCCAAAUGAACUCGCAAAUAAUCUGACAGAAUAUCAAAUCAUCAAUUUUCAAUCUCCUGAAAAUGGUCAAGUUAUGUACACUUUUCCAAAUAUGAAUUCAUUAAUCACCACCAACCCAUCGAUAUUCGAUCAAGACAAUCGAGGGAACUCAUUACUUUGGGCAACCUGCAAAGUUUUUCAUGAAUAUUGCAAAACGCAUGAUAUUCCCUUUCACAGUCAUGACGAUAAUAAAGGAUUCACCAUUUCAUUCAAGACAACUAUCCCGCGACAAGUUGGACUCAGUGGAUCAUCAGCAAUAAUUACCGCUUUUUGGAAAGCUUUAAUGAUUUUUUAUGGGGUUAGUCGUAAUCAAAUUAGCUUUGAAGUACAAGCUUCGUUGGUGCUUGCUGUUGAGAAAGAUGUUCUGGGAAUUUUCGCGGGAUUGCAGGAUCGUGUUAUUCAGACUUUUGGUGGAUUGAUGUUUAUGGAUUUUGGAAAAGCGUACUUGGAAAAGCAGGGGUUUGGAAAGUAUGAGCGUAUUUCGCAUGAGAAUUUGCCGCAAGGGUUGUGGCUGGCUUAUGAGACUAAUCCUAGUGAUUCAGGGAAAAUUCAUAGUGAGGUGCGUACGAAAUGGGAGGCAGGUGAUGCACAGGUAAUCAAUGCAAUGAAUAGCUUUGCGGAGUUUGCAGAACAAGCCAAGGAAAUUUUAUCACGAAAAAUUGAUACACAACAAACAAGAAAUUUUGUUCGUAAAGAACUUGCUCGACUUAUGAACAAUAAUUUCUCGUUACGUCGUGAAUUAUACGGCGAUCACGUCUUGGGACCAGCGAAUUUACUUAUGAUUGAAAUUUCGCAUAAGUAUGGGUUUGCCGCAAAACUAACUGGAUCUGGUGGUGCUAUUUUAGGGCUUUUGGAGGGUGAUGACGACAACAUCGACGUCAUUACGAAGAAUGUGGAGGAUUUGAAAUCGCAUUUAGAAAGAGAAGGGUUUGCCUUUGAAUGGAUAAAGAUUCAGUUACCUGAAAUACCUGAAAAGAUAGAAUAUUGA